Protopolystoma xenopodis is the source of this 258-nucleotide messenger RNA. The record is from the annotation of a GenBank genome assembly. Lineage: Eukaryota; Metazoa; Platyhelminthes; Monogenea; Polystomatidea; Polystomatidae.
UUCCGUUCUGCUCUGCUCAACCCUCCUCGCGACUCUUUGCUCGAAUCGGCUUGUCAUCACCGGCUCGAAUCCACAUUAACCCCACAAACAGUGCUCCGCUCUGGGCACCUCAUCCACCCUCCAUCCGCCCUCCAUCUCACCCUUUGCCUCACCGGCAGCCGUUCACACUUGCGUCCCAGCUCUUCGUUUUCCUACACAUUACUCAACAGCAUUUCCCCUAAUUACCCAACUAUGCGUAUGCCCAUCUCGACCUGCUGA